AUGGCCACCACGUCACGCAAAGACACAAAAGUCAUUGUGGUAGGUGGUGGAGGCACGAUGGGAUCCUCGACAGCCCUGCAUCUGCUGCGUUCGGGCUACACGCCAUCGAACAUCACAGUGCUCGACACCUACCCCAUACCAUCUGCGCAAUCGGCCGGAAACGACUUGAACAAGAUCAUGGGAAUUCGAUUGAGGAACAAGGUUGAUCUGCAGUUAAGUCUGGAAGCGAGACAGAUGUGGACAAAUGAUGAGCUCUUUAAGCCAUUUUUUCAUAACACUGGACGGCUCGACUGUGCACACACGGAGUCCGGCCUCGCAGAACUCAAAGAAGCUUAUCAAAGACUGCUGAAUGCAGGUGUGGGCCUUGAAAACACCACCGAAUGGCUCAACAACGAAGAAGAAAUCUUGAAAAAGAUGCCGCUCCUUGAGCGUGAAAACAUCAAAGGCUGGAAGGCUGUCUUCAGCAAAGACGGAGGCUGGCUCGCUGCAGCACAAGCCAUCAACGCCAUCGGUGAAGAGUGCCAACGCCAGGGCGUGAAAUUCGGGUUCGGCGGUGCUGGUACCUUCAAGAAACCUCUAUUUUCACAGAACGACAGCUCCGACUGCGUGGGCGUCGAGACCGCCGAUGGGACGCAGUACUAUGCUGACAAGGUUGUUCUCGCCACGGGAGCAUGGAGCCCUGCUCUCGUUGAUUUGGAAGAUCAGUGUUGCUCAAAGGCAUGGGUGUAUGCCAAAAUCCACCUUACCCCCUCAGAGGCCCUACCCUAUGCCGACACCCCCGUCGUGUACAACCCAGACAUAGGUUUCUUCUUCGAGCCUGACGCCUCGGGCGUCAUCAAGAUCUGCGACGAGUUCCCGGGCUUCACCCACAACGUCCUGCACCAACCGUACGGCGCGGCCUCGCCUCGCAAGAUCUCGGUGCCCAGGUCCCACGCCGCGCACCCCACAGACACGUACCCAGACGAGAGCGAGGUGCGUAUCCGCAAGGCACUGGAGGUCUUCCUCCCGUCUUUUGUCCAGAAGCCACUGUUCGAUCGUGCGUUGUGUUGGUGCAACGACACACCUGACGCCGCGCUCCUCGUGUGCGAGCACCCCCGCUGGAAGAAUUUCGUCCUGGCGACGGGAGAUAGUGGGCACACGUUCAAACUGCUUCCCAACAUUGGGUCACAUGUUGUGGAGUUGUUAGAGGGGAGACUGAGUGCGGAGUUGGCGGAAGCAUGGAGGUGGAGGCCGGGAAGUGGCGAUGCGGUCAAGAGUCGACGGGCGGCGAGGGCGAAGGAUUUGGGGGACUUGAAGGGUUGGAAGCAUGACGCCAGGGAGAAGCUUUGA
Molecule: messenger RNA, 1329 nt
Organism: Aaosphaeria arxii CBS 175.79
Lineage: Eukaryota; Fungi; Ascomycota; Dothideomycetes; Pleosporales
Product: fructosyl amino acid oxidase
Exons: 4
Coding region: 1-1329 (442 amino acids)
Molecular function (GO): saccharopine oxidase activity; flavin adenine dinucleotide binding; sarcosine oxidase activity
Source: RefSeq, a predicted model, not a curated record